UAUCUACUAGUUUUCACCGUUUGGGUGUGGGAGUUUCCCACGCUUUGUCAGAAGUCCUGGUCCCACCGUUUCAUUGAACGGAGAAAAAACGUCUCGAGGCCUCCCAGAGUCCAAACUGGCUUGGGUAUCAAAAUUGGCAUCUCAGGUUCCCGCGCUUUACAUAACUGAGAAGAAGAAGAAGAAUAAGAUCACUGAGCACUGCUCUUGACUCUUCCUGCUAUAAAAUGGCUGCGAUUUGGCGUUCCCGUCAUUCUCGCAAGUUUCUUCAAUCAUCUCCCUCUCUCUCCUCUUCACUCUCUCCAUUUUUUCCACUUUCAAACCCUAACCCUAUUCCUAAACCUAAUCCUAAUCCUACCAGUUCUCCUAUCAAAUCCUUUGAACGCACUUACUUCGACUAUCAAUUUUCUCGAGAAAAUUUGAGCUGCUUUUCCAGGGAAAAUUUCAAAUUCGGUCAAUGCGGCUCAAUUUGCAGAUUCGGUGCUGGAAUCUCCACGUCCUCGUCUGGUGUUGCCGAGAAGGAUGAUGAGGAUCGGGGAAGAGAUGACGGUGGCGGCGAAAGGCCAAAGGUUCAAGAUUUGUCAUGGAUUGAUUUGUAUCUCCCGAAGCAGGCGCGUCCCUACGCGCGUCUUGCUCGCUUGGAUAAGCCAAUUGGGACGUGGUUGCUUGCCUGGCCAUGUAUGUGGUCAAUUACGCUGGCUGCAAACCCUGGACACUUUCCUGAUAUUAAGAUGUUGGCACUAUUUGGUACUGGGGCUUUGCUAUUAAGGGGUGCUGGAUGUACCAUAAAUGACCUCCUUGAUCAGGAUAUUGAUCCAAAGGUGGAACGCACAAAACUGAGACCAAUUGCAAGUGGUAUUUUAACACCGUUUCAAGGGCUUUCUUUUCUUGGAUUUCAAUUGCUCCUGGGUCUUGGGAUUCUCCUUCAACUCAACAAUGACAGCCGCAUUUUGGGAGCUUCAUCCUUACUGCUAGUCUUCUCCUAUCCCCUCAUGAAGAGGCUGACAUUUUGGCCUCAAGCCUAUCUAGGUUUAACCUUUAACUGGGGAGCUUUAUUAGGAUGGUCUGCAGUUAGAGGAAGUUUGGAUCCUGCCAUUGUCUUCCCACUGUACAUUUCUGGAGUGUGUUGGACUCUUGUGUAUGACACAAUUUAUGCACAUCAGGAUAAAGAAGAUGAUUUGAAGGUGGGUGUUAAAUCCACGGCCUUGAGAUUUGGGGACUCAACAAAGGAGUGGCUUUCAGGGUUUGGAAUUGCUUGUAUUAGUAGUCUUGCCCUCAGUGGAUUCAAUGCUGAUCUUGGAUGGCCUUAUUAUGUGGCUUUGAUGGCUGCAUCUGGGCAUUUAACGUGGCAGAUUUGGACAGUUGACUUAUCAUGCCGUGCUGAUUGCAAUAGGAAGUUUGUGUCCAACAAGUGGUUUGGUGCUAUUCUUUUUGGGGGAAUUUUGCUUGGAAAACUCUCAUCAUAACGGUAUUAUUACUUUUUAGAACAGUUUCUUUUACGAACACUGAUUUUUGUUCAUCCUUUGGGUACUUAUUCAUGGUCAUUUCCACUCAGGAACAUUGCUAAUAUUCUGUUUUCGUUCAUGUUGGAAAAUUAUUAUUUUCUUGUCUUGAUAUUGGCCGGAAAGAUUAUAAAGUACCUCUUUAGUGAGACUGGUUUUGCCAAUUUUCUGAAUCAGAUAUCAAAUGCCUCCAGAAGAACUGGAAUCUCAGGACUGGGUUUUGUUUGGCUGAUUCCUAAAUCACUGGGACAAGCCCCUUUGACCAUAUCUUAAUAAAAAAAGGGUCGGAUAUGGAAGUCUCAUACCCAUUAGUUGAAAGCUACCUUAAUCAAAAAUUGGAAUCUAGAGUGAACAGGGCUUUUAGGAAUAUGAACCCCUGUGGAGGCUUGAUUAUUCUUUUCGGACACACAGAUGCGUAGUGCAGUGAAUGUUGUAAUACGCUUUUUUUUUUUUUUUAAUUAUUCAUCAAUUGAUAUAGUUCUCAAUGUAUAAGUAAGCCUCUUUUUUUCUCUUUUUAA
Messenger RNA from Vitis vinifera (wine grape), 2017 nucleotides. Its product is annotated as 4-hydroxybenzoate polyprenyltransferase, mitochondrial. The transcript is spliced from 8 exons. Gene Ontology annotation, molecular function: prenyltransferase activity. Gene Ontology annotation, biological process: ubiquinone biosynthetic process. Lineage: Eukaryota; Viridiplantae; Streptophyta; Magnoliopsida; Vitales; Vitaceae. Gene Ontology annotation, cellular component: mitochondrial inner membrane. Bases 225 to 1463 code for a protein of 412 amino acids. The record is from RefSeq and is a predicted model, not a curated record.